AUGGAUCUGCUUCCAUCCUCAACAUCAGCAUCCUCAACAUCCUCAUGGACAUUCAUGAAUCGGUUCGUCGAAGCAGAUCGUUCAGUCCUUCCAUCCUCCUCCUCCUCCUUGAAGAUGAAAACCAUGAACGAGGAUCAUGAUGAAUGGUCACCCCUUUCAGCAGCAUUGAGAAAGAAUCAGUAUAACAACAAUAAAGAGGACUACUCGGAGAAGAGUCAUGAUACUUUCAAGAUGAGUUCUUCCAUCCAUCAUUCUCAGGAGGAUGAAUUAAUAACAGAACCAACCCACUUACUUUCCUCCUCCUCGACUCGUUUCCUCCAAAGUAAUCUUGAUCAUCAUCACAACCAUCAUCAUCAUCACCUCCAUCAUCAUCAUCAUCGAUCGACACCACAUCGUCUCCGACGUACAUUUUGGUUCCUCUUCUUUUGGUUGUGUGCCUUAAUGACACAUUUCAUCAUGUCCACCAAUGAGGUUCUUUCUCGAUAUCUGGUUCACUAUGGAGGAAAACAAAUGGCCAUUCAACCCUAUACCUUGUUGUGUUUAUCCAACUUGGGAGCUCUCCUUCUGUAUACUCCUCGAAUGCUUUACAAAUAUGGUCGAAUGAGUGUCAUUGAAAAAGUCAAGUCGAAUAUUCGACAAGCAGGAGGAUUUGGAAAGUUAUUAUAUCGCCAUCGAAAGGUAAUCGGAAUGAUGUGUUUGUAUCAAAUCUCGAUUGUGCUUGGUUCGAGUUUGAGAGGUUUUGCCACUUUUUUUACAUCCUCCACUUAUGUGCAAUUGAUCUUGCUGACUAGUCCUUUCAUUAUUUGUUUUAUGGGAAUUGUUGUGUUCAAAACUGAAAGGUUUUCAUGGUUGGAUUUGUGGACCUUAAUCUUUACAGUGACUGGUGCUGUCAUGAUCAUUUUGGCAAGUGCCACUCGAGUCACAGAAGAUGCGAACGGAAAUCCAGUUGAAUUUCAAUGGAAAUGGUGGCCAGAUUUCUCUCAAAUUGGACGUGGAUUUCAAUGGCCCAAUGAUUUCAUUGGUAUGAUCUUUUCAUUGCUUUCAAGUUUCUUCUUUUCCAUGAAAUUGAAUGCUGUCAACAAAUUGGCUCCUUCCAAAACAGGUGAAGAAAAGAAUUCCAUCGCUUUGAACCAUUCUUCUACUAGGGCAACAACGGAAGAGGCAGUUGUCUCCGGUUCUUCUGAGGAUAGCCAUUCAAUUGCAGCCAACGCUUCUUCUCAAAGUCCUUCCUUCAGAGAAAGAGUCUUCAUGAUUGAAACUCAAUCGAGUAUGGCCCUCGUGAUGAACCACGCAAAAACUACCAAGGGAGAAUUGUCUCAUGUUGAUGUUGAUGAAUAUGACGACUCUGAUUCAGCAGAAGAUCCUCACAGCAUGGAAAUCCAGAGUUCAAGAGAAGCUUUCAAUGAGGAAUCAACGUCACUCUCUUCGAAGAGAACCUCCAUGCAAGAACCCUUACUCAGUGCUCGAGAGAGAUCCGAAUGGCAUCGAUGGGAUGGCAGCAUGGAAGAUGCAGAAACUCCUCACGAUGGAGAGCUGCAGCAAGAGGCAUCUUCCAUCAUGAUCACCAGAACUCCAACAGAAGAGAAUGAUGAUGGGAAUGAUGCACCUGAAAUCUCUCCCGAAGAUUUGUUCUACAUUCAAAAGUAUUUACUUGUCUUGUGGCCCCUCAUACCCAUGUUCAUGUAUCAAGAUUGGACAGUCUUUACACGAUACGACACAAUUCGGUGGCUCAUGUUCAUUUGGUUCAUGGUGAUGAAUCGUUUGGUAGCCGCCGUGUUGGAAUUGUGGAGUGCCAAAGAGAUUGGAAGUUCGAAUUAUUCCAUCAUGUUUCCCAUUCGUAUUGUGAUUGGUUUGAUUCUCUCAUCCGUCGUGUUGGGAGAAUGGAUUGAUAAUUUGGUUUCCAUUUUGGGAUGUGUGAUUGUGGUGGCAGCCAUUACGGCUUUUUCCAUAAAGAAACAUGCAAGCAGCAACCAGUAG
Molecule: messenger RNA, 1977 nt
Organism: Naegleria fowleri
Lineage: Eukaryota; Heterolobosea; Eutetramitea; Acrasida; Naegleriidae
Exons: 1
Coding region: 1-1977 (658 amino acids)
Source: RefSeq, a predicted model, not a curated record